Messenger RNA from Aspergillus vadensis CBS 113365, 1411 nucleotides. RefSeq lists its product as uncharacterized. The transcript has a single exon. Bases 1 to 1344 code for a protein of 447 amino acids. The record is from RefSeq and is a predicted model, not a curated record. Lineage: Eukaryota; Fungi; Ascomycota; Eurotiomycetes; Eurotiales; Aspergillaceae.
AUGCGGCAUCAGCCAUCAAUCAUAAUCGCAACCUGCAACCACCCACAAUGUGUGACAACACAGCAGAAAAUCCUCCAAUCUGACCAGUACAUUGGUACCGCACCUCAAAUCGCGUCUCCAGACUACCCUCGGCCGCAGGACCUUGCGAAUAAUUGUAUGAAUCUUUCAUUUCUUCGCACCUGCCGUCAGAUUUACCAUGAAGCCCGACAUUUACCCUAUAUGCGCACUAUUUUCUUCACACAGCAAGUUGGAACCUUCUCGAACUUUUCAUUUUGUUUACGGCGCUGGCAAGUUCAAUCGAUACAAUAUCUUAAAAUAUGUGUUCCGUCACAGCAAGGAAUGGAUACACACCUCGCUGAAUGGAAUGAGACUUUCUCGUUAAUCAGUCUCGGUUUCCCUAAUCUCGCUGCCAUCUCUAUUCAGGUUUAUCUUCAUUUCCCUGUACAGGCGGUACGAGACACUUUUUGGGAUGGUGGGCUCCUCGAGCUCUGCCGCCUGAAACGUCUACGGGGCAUGAGGCUCUCCAUAUUCGAGUUUGACCCUGAGUGGCCAACCACCAGAGACCCCGUCGUUUUCUUCGAAUACGCGGCAGGCUCAUUGCCCAAUUUAUUGGAUGAGACCACAGACAGGAACAAACAACUGCCAUCCCAUCAGAUACCACAACACAUCUGUUUCUGCGAUGCGCGCGACAAAUUCAGGGAUCGGGUCCAACAAGAUACGCCCAUCGGUGAGGAGUGGGCAUCCCCUGACUCAUACCACAGUGGCCAGCUCUUCUUCCGCUUUGCUCCCAAUACUUUCCCGCUCUACGUCCGCAACCUGAUCCACACCCUCCCCCGCCGGUGGCCGCAUCGAACCCACGCAGAUAUCCGGCGCGAAGAUCAUUUGCAUAGAAAUAAAACCGACUACGCGUACGUAUACAUCGACAGCACGGAGCACAGUCAAUCCCCAAUCUUCGGGUUCCAAUACAAUCCCAAUUUGAGGCACCAGCAUAACGAAAAGUACAUUGCACAAGGACUAGCAGCAUUGCGGCUAUCCCGCGAGCGGCUCCGGCGUUCUGUUGCUAAUGCUCCUUAUUCCCGGCACCGGCAGCGAGAGGAUGGCGACACCGGGCUAUCAUCGCAAUCAUCUAGGGACCGGGAGCGAAAGGAAAAGGCAUUUCAUCGAGGACCGGAGAUUAUGGUACCAGUUUAUCAACGGUGGACUAGUCAGAUUGCUCGAGAACAUGCCCCUAGUCGUCGAGCAGUGACCUCCGCAGAGGAUGAAAGACCGGGCGAUUGGAGACGGCAACUCACAGAGGAGGCAUUUGCGCCAUUCAUUGAAACUUUUCCUAUGGCACUUCGAUGAUAUCUUGACUCGGCGGCUGGUUAUUAUGGGACCUCAUACCGCCAGCUCAGACGUCUCUUGAUCUUCU